AUGGCCAUUGGUGCCUACUACCUCGUUCUCCUCUCGCGCAGCUUUGCCAACGACCUCUGGUGGCCGAGCUUCAACACGACAGGGUACCAGCUCUUUCUCGUCGAUGCCAUCAACCAUGCCUUGGAGCAGCGUCUCUCGGGUGUCGUGGACCUCACGCAGCUGGUCAUGCCCAAGUCCUAUAGCGCAACGCAGCUGCCAGUGCCCCACCCGACGCGCGCGCGGGCUCUCUUACUCACUGAGCUCACGUCCAUCGAGUAUGCGAUCCUGAACAUUCGCAACAUGAGCGCUGAUCAAUCCAUGACGCUACCCACGCUCUUCUGCUAUGUGGACUUUGGCCAGCGCUGGGAGCUCGCCCACACAGUCGCUCGCCAGGCGCGGUGCAAGGAGCGAUACCGCUUCAACGGCGCCAUCUAUCUGGACGCAAUCGUUCGUAAUGUACAGUGGGGUAGGCUCAUGGACGCCUACAGCGAUGACUUGAACGAAGCUGUCUUUGCUGCCGUGAACGCAUCAGGCACCGACGGCCACGAAUGGUUUACCGCGACAGCAGCUGCCAGCCUCUCUCUUGUCGACGAAGCUACGCAUUGGCGGUCGUUUGGCGUGACGCGCUUUGAGUUGCAGUGGCAAAACAUCGCGUUCACGGGCCUCCAGUCGACCAUGACAGUCGUCAACGCACUUGGGAUAGCGACAACCAUCGAACUACAACGACCCACCUACGCACAGGGAUCUUGGACUUCCAACAUUUUCAACGUUUUCUUCAUGAACGAGAUCUUCUUCGCAGCCACCUGCGACCAGAGCCUCGUGCGUCAUUCAACCAACUACAUUAUGGAGACACAGUGUAUCUACUCUGCGACACCUGGCUUUGAAGGCUUCCUCGGCCUCAGUGACAGUCGCGGCCGCUUUGUCAAACAAACGGGACUUGUGCGCGACGCCAUCGGACCGUUCUUGUCCGUGGACCUCUUCGUCCUCCCUCCGCCUACUGCUUUGCUGGAUGCGAUCGCAAGCUUUCAGCGCGUGCUUUACCAAGCAGUACAAGCCAACGCCACAGCCGCUCGCGACUAUGAACAGCUCCCAGCACUCUCGGCGCAGCCACUACCAGCGGCGUGGGACGUGGACGAGUAUCUCUAUUACGGCGGCAACCCCAUGUGCUUGAACGGAAUCGGGCGCAGCUACGUGCAGUCUGCCUUUACGUUUGGCGAUGCAUGCAGUCAGCCAUCCUCAGCAACCAUGGUAGCCCAGCCAUCCGCCAUUCUCUUUGCUCUGAGCUUGAGCGGACCCAGCGUAUCACCGAUGGCUAUCUGCAUCUCCGUGGUCUCUGCGAGCAUUGAUUGCAUUCGUCACGUGACCAGGGCCAUCGACCUCACAACAUCUCAGAACUUGAUCAACGAGACGCUCUCAUCCGCACUGACCGCUGUGAUCAGCGACAUGCAAGUGAGUCUCAUGCAGUUUGCCUCCGAUCGGAACGGCUCCGAGUGGACACUGCUCACGGCACCCAUCUUGCACGACACCAAUCCGCUUGGCUGGGUCUACGCCUACGAGUGGGCCACCGGUAUCCGCGAAGUCGUCUCGUUUGAAGGCGACAACGGCACGCUCGUGCUGAUCUCCGACGCCUAUCAGAGCACUGGGACCCAAGAUCCCAACACGGCGCCGCUGAGCCAAGCGUCCACAAUCGUCUUCUACAUGCUGCUCUAUUCGUCCGUGGUCUUGGUCGCGAUUGCUGUAGCAUGCACAGUGCUGGCUGUACGCACCCGCUUGGCGUUUGCGGGUCAGAACUUGUUUGUGUUUCACCGCGUGGCUGCGUCGACGUGGCUUGGGCGGCCGCUCAUGUUUCUUCGUGGCGCCUGCGCGCUGUUGCUUCUUAGCACUGCCCCCGUGACACUGACGCAAACCAAUGGGGUCUCGGCGCUCGUAAGCUCAGGCCGUCCGUUCUACGAAGCGAUCGUGCUGGCAGGCGAAGCCAACUGGAUCACGUACGUCGUGUACGAGUGCCAGCUCGUGCUCCAUCCCGAUGGCUCGAUGGGUGCGGCGGCCGUCGUCUGGUGCAUCUACAGCCUUCUUGAUGUGCUUGCACCGGUCACCGUAGCCACCACGCUAGAGCGCAACUGCUCUAGCACCGACUACUUCUACUCGCUGAGAUGCACCAAUGGCUCCAUCUCAAUUGGCAGCUUGCAGCGUCUCUACGUGUUGCUCGGCAUCCAAGUCGCUUGCCUUCUUAUUGCGAUCUGCUGGCGACACCACCGCACGCGAGUCGACAGUCGGCGCCCGAUCACCGUUCUUUUCUCAGGUGUCGCGAACGCACUGCUUCAUCACGAGCUCGAUGACAUCGGCUACGUCCUCACGGGGCUGAUGCCGCUGCAGCACGGUCGCGUCUUCUUUGACGUCAAGCUUUGGGUCGCCGUACAUGUGGCUCAAGCGCCUGUAGCAUCGACCACCGUUGCGGCUGAGCCAGUGCGCUUGCCAUCGUUGCCGUGGCAUGGCCGUCUUGUUGCUGUCGCUGGCUUUGUCUACGUUCUGGCUGCUGUCAGUAGCAGCUACUCGUACUUGCAGAUCGCCAAGAGCACCCUCGUCAACGACCUCAUCUGGCCCGGCUUCAACCUCUCGAGCACCCACGUCUUCUUGACGACCUGCUUUUGGGGUCGCAUCGCCAUGAACCAAACGAACGGAGACUUCAAGCUCACCGACCCCGCGAACAAUAGGAUCGGUUCAACAGACGCAUCGAUCACGAGCUCACCAACCCACUUUGGUGCUCGCAUGCAUACUCAACUCUGA
Messenger RNA from Saprolegnia parasitica CBS 223.65, 2766 nucleotides. RefSeq lists its product as hypothetical. The record is from RefSeq and is a predicted model, not a curated record. The coding region runs from base 1 to 2766 and encodes 921 amino acids. The transcript has a single exon. Lineage: Eukaryota; Oomycota; Saprolegniomycetes; Saprolegniales; Saprolegniaceae.